GCAGCAGCAGCAGCUCAGUGAGAAUCAAGCACAGGCCCGCUGCACAGCGCGGUGACCACUGGCUGUGUCCAUGACUCUCAAACUAUCGGAAGUGGAGCAUAAAACCUCAGUGCCUCAUGGAUUCCUAAAGCAGCAGUUGGAUACUUUUUAAAAUUCUGCUCUGAAGUUUUUACUUAUACUUUAAUAAGGAUACAGUCCUUGCUUUUUGUUGGAUGAUGAAGCAGACGGUCUCAGUCAUUCUACUGCUGGGCAUUAUUCUGGAAAUCACUGGUUCAGCUGCCUCCCCGCUGCGGUUCAUUCCUGAUCCACCGACGCUUAACAUCGACGGGACCCAUCGGAUGAACAAAUCUGACAACCUGGAUCUGACAUGCAGAGGUCGGCAGCUCCUGCUGUGGUCCACCCCUCCCACCAGCUCUCGCCUCACCACCAGUGACUGCAGUGGAUCGGGACUUUUCUGCACGACCCUGACCAUCACAAAUGCAACCGUGAACGAAACGGGACAGUAUCAGUGUUAUUAUAAAGACCUGAAGGUUGAAGACGGCAAGACCGCAGCAGGAGUUUAUGUCUUUGUCCAUGAUUCCAAGGUGCCAUUUGUGCCCUCUGAAAAGGAGUAUGAGGUAGUGUUUAUCCGUGAAGGAGAGUGGGUGGUGAUACCCUGCCGAGGCUCGGUGGAGAAUCUCAACGUUACUCUCAACACUAACUAUCCAAUCAAGGAGAUCCAACCUGAUGGAGACUCUGUUUGGGAUCCCAAGAGGGGCUUCAUUCUACCCACCCACCUUAUAAGCUACGCUGGAGUUGUGUCCUGCCAGACCCGCAUUGGAAACGAGACGUUCAAGUCCCCUCUCUAUAUUGUGGCUGUUGUUGGAUACAAGAUUUAUGACCUCACCCUGACCCCCGUUUACCAGAGGCUGUCUGUGGGGGAGAGGCUGGUGCUGAGCUGCACCGCCCGCACGGAGCUCAACGUGGGCAUCGAGUUCAACUGGACGCACUCCGGAGGGCCCCUGAACUUAGACGGCGGUUCCCACACAGUAUCCCACAAGAAGAAGCUGUGGGACUCUCUGGAGCUGUCUAAUACUCUGAUAGUGGAGAACGUGACGGUGGAUCACUCUGGAGAUUUCACCUGCACCGCUUCCAGUGGGCAGAUGGAGAAAAGCGCGUCAGCAUAUCUUACAGUUUUUGAAAUGCCUUUCAUUGAUGUGACCGAACCAUGGCCAGAGGUGUGGGAGGUGAACGUGGGCGAUCAACGACCCACCGAGAUCCCUGUCAAGUACUCAGCCUACCCUGAGCCCAACUUGAAAUGGUUAAGAGACGGCCAAGCUCUAGCCAAGGAUAACUACAGAAUAAAGCACAAAGGGGAUUUUCUCAUAAUCCGUGGGGCGACUGAGGAUGAUGCGGGGAUCUACACCGUGGUCCUGACCAACAAGAUCACUAAAGACGAACAGAGACGCUCCUUUAAGCUGCAAGUAAAUGUACCCCCUAAGAUAAUCGAGAAGGGGAGUGGCUACAGUGACGUGUACGAGUACGGCAAAAGCACGACCUUGUGGUGCACCGCACGUGGAAUUCCAACACCUGAGUACGUCCAGUGGCAGUGGAUGUCCAAGGAAGACUGUCCAGGGGCCUUCUUGCCAUUGGUGAACAACACUGACGAGCAGCUGAAGUACUGCAUAGCUUGGAAAAACAUCUCCCUCAGCGGUGUUCGCAACCAAGUGGAAAUCAUCGAUAGCAUUGAUCGAGCUCAAAAUAAGUUUAUAAGUGCAUUGAAGAUUCAAAAAGCCGAGACACACGCCCUCUACAGAUGCAAAACUGCCAACAAAGUAGGGAAGGAUGAACGAAACAUCUUUUUCCGUGUAACACGUGAUCUCGAUGUGAGCAUGUCUCCCUCUGACAAGCCAAUGGAGCAGGAAGACGUGGUCCUGCGGUGUAAAGCGGACCACCUGCUGUACGACAAACUGGCCUGGUUCCGUGUCACCAACGUGUCUCAGUCAGGGCUGGCUGAGUCCACCCUGCCGUGUCGCUCGCUCACCCUGCGGCCUCUGCCGCAGGCUGUGCUGUCCAAUCUGCAGGGCAACAUCACGCUGGAGCUGAAGCUGCCCAACGCGUCCCGUCAGGAUGAGGGUCUGUAUGCCUGCCAGGUGAAGAACAUCAAGACGGCGAAGAGUACCUGCAUCCUGCGCCGCCUGUCUCUCAGAGAUCUUGAGGCUGCGAGAAUACGUAACAACUUCACCGACCAAAAGGUCAAUGUGAGCGCGACCAUCACUCUUCACUGUGACGCUGUGGGCACGCCAACCCCAACAGUAGAGUGGACCAAAAACAACCAGACAGUGGAGAAGGGCUCAGGGGUGAUCCUGAACCGGAACAACCUGACCAUUCAGCGCGUGAAGAAGGAAGACAGCGGUCUGUACACGUGCAGGGCAUGCAACAGCCGUGGCUGUGACACCUCGCAGGCUUAUUUGAGUGUUGAAGGUGCAGAGGAGAAGACUAACGUGGAGCUGAUUGUUCCCAUUGGCUCGGUGGUCAUAGCCAUGUUUUUCUGGCUUUUGAUCGUCUUUGUCAUCCGUGGACGAAAGAGACCAGCUGGUGGGGACCUGAAGACCGGCUACCUGUCCAUGAUUCUGGACUCGGAGGACAUGCCCAUGGACGAGCAGUGUGAGCGGCUCACAUAUGACGCUAACAAAUGGGAGUUUCCUCGGGACAGGCUGAAACUUGGUGACCCGCUGGGACGAGGGGCCUUUGGUCAGGUUGUAGAAGCAGCUGCCUUUGGCAUUGAGAAAGCUACGACAUGCACCACGGUUGCAGUCAAGAUGCUGAAGGAGGGAGCUACGUCCAGUGAGUAUCGUGCCUUGAUGUCAGAGCUAAAAAUUCUCAUCCACAUUGGGCAUCAUCUCAAUGUCGUCAACCUGCUGGGAGCCUGCACCAAGCCUGGGGGGCCGCUGAUGGUGAUCGUUGAGUACUGUAAACACGGAAAUCUGUCCAGCUACCUGAAGAGCAAGCGUGGAGAGUACAGCCCCUACAAGAGAAAGCAAGUCGGCAGCCGGAGGUGGGCACCAGCUGACGAAGACGUGACAGAAGGGGAUCUGGGUUUGGGAAAAGUCGCUCAGCUGGACAUCUGCACGGGAACGGCUGAGGACAAAGCUUCAAGCACCGGCGGCUACCCUACCGAAGAAAGCUCGGUUGAUGACCAUCUGACCAUGGAGGACCUGAUUAGCUACAGCUUCCAAGUUGCCAAGGGAAUGGAGUUCCUGUCUUCUCGAAAGUGCAUUCACAGGGAUCUAGCAGCCAGAAACAUUCUGCUCUCAGAGAAUAACGUGGUGAAAAUAUGCGACUUUGGUCUUGCUAGAGAUGUAUAUAAAGACCCGGACUAUGUUCGCAAGGGAGAUGCCCGUCUCCCUCUGAAGUGGAUGGCUCCUGAGACCAUUUUUGACCGGGUUUACACAACUCAAAGUGAUGUUUGGUCCUUUGGAGUGCUCCUCUGGGAGAUCUUUUCCUUGGGGGCGUCUCCCUACCCGGGUGUUUGCAUCGACGAGUCUUUCUGCAGGAGGCUGAAAGAAGGCACAAGGAUGAGACCUCCAGAAUACGCCACCUCCGAAAUAUACCAGACCAUGUUGGACUGCUGGAUGGAUCGGCCUACAGACAGGCCCACGUUCGCAGAACUGGUUGAACAUCUGGGAAAUCUUCUACAAGCCAGUGCACAACAGGAUGGGAAGGAUUAUAUCCCCCUGACGGCGGGUGAAGCAGAAGGAUGUUUACUUUCCGCCGCGCCGAAGGGCCCCUACAGCUGCUCUCAAAGUGGGGAAACCCUGGAAGCGCAGUACGACAUCCCAUCAUCCCUUGGGCUGUCCCAGCAGAGCAAGAGAUGCAGCCGGUCUCUCAGUGUGAAGACCUUUGAAGAUAUUCCUCUGGCGCACAGCAGCGUGAUGGAGGGUCACACAGACAGCGGGAUGGGCUUUUCUCCAGAGGAAGUGAAGCACUUAAAUCAACAGCUACCAGCUACACCCAAUUUCAGCCAGCUGCUGCGCUGCAAAAGCAAAGAGUCCGUGGCCUCCGAGUCGUCCAAUCAGACGAGCGGAUAUCAGUCGGGGUACCACUCUGACGACACGGACACUCCGAUCUACGCCAACGAGGAGGUCAUCAUGAAGCACAACAUGCUGAAGAAGUCUCCACCGCCCAAGAUGGCGGACAAGUUCAGCACCGAGAUCCGCUACAGCACGCCACCCGUCUGACCCCAAGUGUCGCUCGUCUGUUAGACCUCGAGUUCCCUCGCUGUACAGUACAUGUUUUUCCUUUUCACA
Molecule: messenger RNA, 4289 nt
Organism: Fundulus heteroclitus (mummichog)
Lineage: Eukaryota; Metazoa; Chordata; Actinopteri; Cyprinodontiformes; Fundulidae
Gene: kdr
Product: kinase insert domain receptor (a type III receptor tyrosine kinase)
Exons: 30
Coding region: 213-4220 (1335 amino acids)
Biological process (GO): angiogenesis; cell migration; protein phosphorylation
Cellular component (GO): membrane; signaling receptor complex
Molecular function (GO): vascular endothelial growth factor receptor activity; growth factor binding; ATP binding
Source: RefSeq, a predicted model, not a curated record